Messenger RNA from Cuscuta campestris, 2727 nucleotides. Lineage: Eukaryota; Viridiplantae; Streptophyta; Magnoliopsida; Solanales; Convolvulaceae. The record is from the annotation of a GenBank genome assembly.
AGAAUAAUUGGCCCCCCUCUCUUGGGAAUGACCUCCCAUUUAAAGGAAAGUUAGCAUAUCACAUCGGGUCCCUCCUUUAUGUGAUACUCACAUGGGUCUCAUGUGGGUAUGUUUAUCACGGGUCCCAUUCAAUAUUUACAUAUCACUUCAAAUUAUCUUCUUCGUCUUAUAUCUCUGGCUCCGUCUUGAAUAAUUUGUCUGGUUUGUGUCUUGGACCAGACUGAAUUAGGCUUACUUGUACUGUUCAAAUAAUAUUGGAUGAGGUAAAAUCCCUAAUCCAUCACAUGCCCCCUAGUUUUGAGUCUGUCUCGGAGAACGAGACAAAUUCAGAACUAUAUUACUCAGUGGGUUACCUCGCGGGAUAGAAUUUUCCUCAGUGCCUCGGGAAGAGGACUUUCUUUUAAGGAGGGUCUCGUUUCCUCGUGGGUAAGGAUUUAAAUUGGUGCCUCUCGGAAGAGGAUUUUCUCGGUGGUUUGUGCCUCUUGGAAGAGGGCUUUUCUCAGGGAUUUGUGCCUCUUUGGAAGAAGACUUUCUCGGGGCUUAGUGCCUCUUGGAAGAGGACUUGCUUGGGGCGUAGUGCCUCUUGGAGGAGGACUUUCUCGAGUCUUAGUGCCUCUUUAGAAGAAGACUUUUUCGGGACUUUGUGCCUCUUUGGAAGAGAACUUUCUCGGGACUUUGUGCCUCUUUGGAAGAGGACUUUCUCGAGACUUUGUGCCUCUUUGAAAGAGGGUUUUUCUUUCUCUUCAGUGCCUCGGGAAGAGGACUUGGUGCCUCUUAGAAGAUGACUUUUCUCGGGGAUUUGGGCCUCUUAAAAGAGGACUUUCUUGGGACUUUGUGCCUCUUUGGAAGAGGACUUGGUGCCUCUUAAAGGAGGACUUUUCUCGGGGAUUUGUUGCCUCUGAGAAGAGGGCUUUUCUCGGGGCUCUUUUUUCAAUAUUCUUUGGGAGCCUCUAAACCCCCAAUAGUAAAUAUUUUUAUUUACUAUUUGAUAAAAUAAAUUAGUCAUAUCAUAUUCGUUUUGUAGAAAUUUAAAUCAGUUUUAAGUAUGUUAGGUUUUGGAUAAAAAAUAGGUCGGGUCAUUUUUUCACAGGUCUAGGUGUGGGUGUUUGAUGUCCUAUGUAGAAAAUGAUGGGCCUGGUCUGGACGGGCUGCCUGUCCCUAAUGGGCCGACCCUGCCGUAACGUAAAGGACAUACAAAAUCAGAGGAGAAAGCUCCCAUGAUCCCAACAGUGCCUCAGCACGACGACGCAAUAUGUGAACUAAAAACAUUACCAGUACAAGGAAUAAACAAAACAAAAACAUUAAGGGUCCGUUCGGUAUACGGAAUUGAUAUAAUUGAAAUUGAAUUGGAAUUGAAAUUCCAUGGAAUUGAAUUCAUCAAUUCCAAUUCAUUUUUUGCACUGUCAAUUCAAAAUUUACAUAAUUUUUGUGCUACCAAACACCAAAAUUGGAAUUGAAGUGCUCAAUUCCAAUUUCAUAGUUUGAAUCCCGUGUACCAAACCGGACUUAAUAAAACAAGGCAUAAGAUCUAAGCAGUCUUCCAUAGCAGCAGUGCAGCACCAAAGUAAUAUUAUACUCCCUCCGUCCCUAAAUAAACUUCCCUUUUCGUUUUUUCUUUGUCCUCAAAUAAACUUCUCUUUUUCCUUAAAAAACCCCUUUUACCCCUUACUUUUUCAUACCCUACCUAUCACAUCAUACCUUUUUACUACUCCCUCCGUCCCUAUUUAUUCACCACACGUUGACUUGAACACAAUUUUAGGGAGUAGUUAAAAAGCAUUUUUUUCCCCAAAUUUACCCCACCCACCCGUCCCAAAGCAAGCCUGUACAAACCAAAAAGGGAUAGAAAUGGAGUACUUAAUCUUCCAAAGUAGGUUGACUGUUUCAGCAUUAAAUACGCAGACAUCAUCAUCAAUUUUUUUAAAAAAUAAAAGCAAAGAAAAAAAACAGAAAACCCUAUGAGUAAUAAUUUUAAAAUAAAAAAAAGUUACAACAAAUUGUCUAAAUAUUCUAGAAUAUAUGGCAUCAAUAUUGUCAACAUGCCUUUUUUUUACUUUUUAAAAUUCAUAUUUAAAAAUACCCCGUUCCAUUUUAAUUAUGAAACUAAAUUUUAUGAAAAGAGGAAAACAUAAAAAAUCUGGAGACCACAUAAUCUUCCAGAUUCAUAAAUUGAAAAAAUAGGGAGGAAGUAUAAUCUCAGACAUUAAAUUCUCCAGUUCAGACCCCACUCAUGCAAAAUCCCAGCAUGAAAAAAUACGGAAUACAAAAAUACUGCAAUUUUUUUUUUGAAUUUGAACGAAUUUUUAUAAUUAAUUAAAUAAAAAUUCGAAAUGUUAGAAGAGAAAAAAGAGACGGGAGGAAGAAGACCUUGAGAGUGCCGUUACAGGCGCAAGGAGCUUCCAUGUCCUUCUCCUCGUCCUCUUCCUGGCAAAUCCGGCACUCCCGGACUCCGCCGCCGCAGAAUCCAUCGCAAGAGGCGUCGACGGCCACUUCUGGCGGCGCUACGGCGGCGAUUCUCGGGAAGCAAGAGUGUGUAACAAGCAAACCAGUCAAGAUGGCCGAGCGGUCUAAGGCGCCAGUUUCAGGUACUGGUCCGAAAGGGCGUGGGUUCAAAUCCCACUCUUGACAUUUUUUAUAUAUAACCCCUUAGAGCAUCUCCAAUGGAGCCUUCAUAGUUUAAAAAGUAAAAAUUUUAGACUUCACUAUUCUUAAUAAUGGGCUCCAAAGGGU